Molecule: messenger RNA, 756 nt
Organism: Maudiozyma barnettii
Lineage: Eukaryota; Fungi; Ascomycota; Saccharomycetes; Saccharomycetales; Saccharomycetaceae
Gene: SAM35
Product: SAM complex subunit SAM35
Exons: 1
Coding region: 1-756 (251 amino acids)
Source: RefSeq, a predicted model, not a curated record
AUGUCUUUGGCAGCUAUACCUAUUCCAGGUCCAAUAAAAAAUAUAUUCACAACUUUCCCAUUAACAACGUAUGAUCCAGAAAAUAUUAAAGAUGUAGCUUUGGAAAAUGAACUGGACAGAAAAACAUAUGUAUUUGAAAAUGCUAAGAAUGACGUCACUUCGCAGAAUUCAUUUACACUUUUAAUUAAAGAAAAACCUAUCACAUGGAAACAAUCUCCAGUAUAUAUUUGUAUGGAUCCUAUCGAAUUAUUUUUACAAUUAAGUUUAUGCCAUAAGAAUGAAAUCACAUUACCAUUAUCACAUCAGAAUCACGAACAAAAAAAUACCCAGAGCCAAAAGAUGAUGGUAGUAGAUAGACCAAACUUGCCAUCAUUGAUAGUAAAUAAUCAAAUGAUAUACAAAGAUAAACUUCUUUCUAACUUAAGAUUGAGAUUUGUUGGUAUACAAGCACAGUUGGCUCAAUUAUUAGAUACUGAUUUAUAUCCAUUUUUUGAGAACAGACCAUUAACACCGAAUGAUCUUAAAAGAGCCAAACAAACAUUGUUACAGUUUACUAAAUUCGUGGAGUCCAAUGGAUAUGAUGAAAAUACAUUGGAUUAUUUAGACAUGAAGUUAACAAGUUAUAUCUUAACUUUGCUUUAUUCAAUUAAAGUAUCGCAAGAUAUAAAACAAUUCAUUAAGGAAAAAUGUCCAAAAUUGAAAAUAAUGGCCAUUACUACAUUAAAAAAAUUGAACCCAAAAUUGCAGCCUUAUUAA